UCUACAGUGAUAAAGUAUCUCAAUCAAAUUAUUAUUCAUUAAGUUUUAAUCAAAGAUCUUGUGUCACGUUUUGUGAAUAGGUGUAAGAAUACUUUUUUUUUAAUCAAAAUUAACAAUGCUUCUCUUCAAAGGAACAAAUCUGAUUACUUUUAAAAUAUGCAUCGGGGGCACGAUUCUGAAAACGAUGUCAAGAUCUUUGUCAAACGUUACCCUCAAUGAGGUUGUUAUAGCAUCAGCAGUUAGGACCCCCAUGGGUUCUUUUAGAGGAAGUUUAGCGAGUUUGUCUGCAAGUGAACUGGGUGCUGUAGCUGUUAAAGCUGCCAUUGAAAGAGCCGGUAUUCCUAAGGAAGAAGUAAAAGAGGUAUACAUAGGAAAUGUUUGUUCUGCUAAUCUUGGACAAGCCCCUGCAAGGCAAGCUGUCAUUUUUGCAGGCCUUCCUAAAAGCACUAUAUGUACAACAGUAAAUAAAGUUUGUGCUUCUGGUAUGAAGUCAAUAAUGCUAGCAGCGCAAGGCCUUCAGACAGGAGCUCAAGAUGUUAUGUUGGCUGGUGGAAUGGAGUCAAUGUCAAAUGUGCCAUUUUAUUUGAAACGUGGGGAAACCACCUAUGGUGGGCUUCAAUUAGUUGAUGGAAUAGUUUUUGAUGGGCUAACUGAUGUGUACAACAAGUUCCAUAUGGGCAACUGUGCAGAAAACACUGCUAAAAAAUUAGAAAUCUCAAGAAAAGACCAAGAUGAUUAUGCUAUUUCUAGCUAUAAGAGAAGUGCUGCUGCCUAUGAACAAAAGGCUUUUGCUGACGAGUUAGUACCUGUUCCAGUACCUCAAAAACGAGGAGCUCCCCCAGUCAUGUUUGAGGAAGAUGAAGAAUAUAAAAGGGUGAACUUUGAGAAAUUUACAAAAUUGUCUACAGUAUUUCAAAAGGAGAAUGGCACUGUAACUGCUGGCAAUGCUUCAACAUUAAAUGAUGGUGCUGCGGCAUUGGUUUUAAUGACUGCAGAUGCAGCUAAGAGAUUGAAUGUCACACCGAUUGCUAAAGUUGUUGGCUUUGCUGAUGGAGAAUGUGACCCAAUUGAUUUCCCGAUAGCUCCUGCUGUUGCUAUUCCUAAACUGUUAGAAAAAACUGGUGUCAAUAAAGAUGAUGUAGCUUUAUGGGAAAUUAACGAAGCAUUCAGUGUUGUUGCCGUAGCCAAUCAGAAGUUGUUGGGUUUGGACCCAGCGAAGAUUAAUGUUCAUGGCGGUGCUGUUAGUUUAGGACAUCCUAUUGGUAUGUCUGGGGCUCGUAUUGUCGUCCACUUGUGUCAUGCACUGAAGAAAGGUGAAAAGGGUGUAGCAUCAAUUUGUAAUGGUGGUGGUGGUGCGUCUUCUAUUAUGAUUGAAAAAUUACCUGAAGCAAUAAAAAGACCACCCACUUUAACUUUCUACACAAAAGAUCCGUGCCCUUUAUGUGACAUAGCUCUGGAAGAUCUUGAGCCCUUUAGAAACAGGGUAAAAGUAGAAAAAGUUUAUAUAACAGAGAAAGAAAAUCUAAGAUGGUUAAGAUUGUAUAGAAAUGAUAUACCUGUUAUAUUUCUUAAUGGAAAGUUCCUAUGUAUGCACAAAUUGAAUAAAGACUUAUUAGAAAGAAGAUUACAAUUAAUUGAAAAUGAAUAUGAAAUGAAAUAACAUCUAAGUGUAAUUAACAUAACCA
Messenger RNA from Papilio xuthus (Asian swallowtail), 1685 nucleotides. RefSeq names its product Acetyl-CoA acetyltransferase 1 (gene Acat1). The record is from RefSeq and is a predicted model, not a curated record. Gene Ontology annotation, molecular function: acetyl-CoA C-acetyltransferase activity. Gene Ontology annotation, biological process: fatty acid beta-oxidation. Gene Ontology annotation, cellular component: mitochondrion. The coding region runs from base 116 to 1660 and encodes 514 amino acids. The transcript has 4 exons. Lineage: Eukaryota; Metazoa; Arthropoda; Insecta; Lepidoptera; Papilionidae.